CGUCCAGUGGGCCGACCGCCUGGCUCUGGCCGUGGCAGAAAGCGAAAGCUGGAGGGCGAAGGAGACAAAGUGCGGCCGUCGUCGGUGCAGUACCACUGCGACUAUUGCCAAAAAGACAUCUCCAACGUCGUGCGCAUCCGCUGCGCCAUUUGCAAGGACUUUGAUCUGUGUCUGGAGUGCUUUUCUGUAGGGGUGGAGAUCAAAGAGCACAAGAACGAUCACGACUACAAGAUCAUGGAUUACAUGUCCUUCCCCCUCUUCGAGGAAGGCUGGGGCGCCGAUGAAGAGCUGUUGUUGCUCGAAGCCAUCCAGAUGUAUGGUAUUGGCAACUGGAGCGAAAUCUCUGAGCACGUUGGUACCACCAAAUCGCCAGAGAUCUGUCGAGACCACUACUUCACCGUCUACAUUCAAAGCGCCACCUCUCCCGAACCUGAUACCACCAAGACGUUGACGACGGAUCUGAAAGAGUACCUGCGCACGCGGCUAGGCCGACAUCAAAGUCCAAGCUUCGCCGAGCCUGAGCCGCCGGCUUCCUCCGCUUUGUCACAAGGACAAGGUUCCAAGACCACCUCCAAAACCAACCAAAAGAAGAAAGUGAAGCACAACGUCAGUUGUCCGAUUGCUGCGCCGGACCAAGCCGGCUACAUGCCCAAACGCAAAGAGUUCGAAACGGAAUGGAACAAUGACGCGGAGUGCCUGAUUGCCGACAUUGUGCUUGAAGACGAAGAUGACGACGAGAUCAGAGACUUGAAGGGCUCUGCGCUGGAGGUGUACAACAGAAGGCUGGACGAAAGACUAUACCGGAGAGCUUUCGUCAUCGAGAAUGACCUCGUCGAACAAAAGAAGGCUGCUGCCAAGGAGAAGAAGAGCAAGGAGGAGAUACAGGAGGAGAGGGAAAUCUCACGAGCCAUGCAGAAGUUUCUGCAGCUGCAGGGCAAGGGUGAACACGAGCCGUUCAUCGAUGGCCUCGUCCAAGAGUCGCUACUCCGAAAGCGAAUAAUGCAGCUGCAGGAAUGGCGAAAGAUGGGGAUCAAGACCUUGAUCGAGGGCGAAGUUUAUGAGAAGGAAAAGGCGCGGCGCGAAGCAGAAAAGGGCCGAAUGACCCGCGGCGUAGCCAACUCCAUCUACGCUAUGGAGAGGACUGGCGUGCGCGGUUCCAAAUGGAUCAACAGACACAAUGCCAUUCCAUGGGACUUGCUCACUGACGACAAGGACAAGAAAAAGGGGAAGCUCACGAGGAAGCAAGCUCCGCUGGACUUGACCGGAGCUCCCAAGUUGGAGUGUUUGUCCCUCAAGGAACGGGAGCUGUGUGGAGCGCUCAGGCUCUACCCGCAACAGUAUGUGUUGAUCAAGGAGACCCUUAUACGGGAGUCGCUGCGACAUGGCGGACAAAUGCCCAAGGCGCUCGCACGCAAACUCAUCAAGAUUGAUACACCGCGGGUCAACAGGAUCUAUGAGUUCAUCGAGAAGAGUGGGUGGAUAGCAGCACCGGCCCCCAACAAGAAGUCUUGA
Molecule: messenger RNA, 1512 nt
Organism: Acanthamoeba castellanii str. Neff
Lineage: Eukaryota; Discosea; Longamoebia; Acanthamoebidae
Product: SWIRM domain containing protein
Exons: 16
Biological process (GO): chromatin remodeling; regulation of transcription by RNA polymerase II
Cellular component (GO): nucleus
Molecular function (GO): protein binding; chromatin binding; zinc ion binding
Source: RefSeq, a predicted model, not a curated record